Molecule: messenger RNA, 3725 nt
Organism: Capra hircus (goat)
Lineage: Eukaryota; Metazoa; Chordata; Mammalia; Artiodactyla; Bovidae
Gene: NRG2
Product: neuregulin 2
Exons: 11
Coding region: 1-2553 (850 amino acids)
Biological process (GO): nervous system development; intracellular signal transduction; animal organ development
Molecular function (GO): signaling receptor binding
Source: RefSeq, a predicted model, not a curated record
AUGCGGCAGGUUUGCUGCUUAGCGCUGCCGCCGCCGCCGCCAGUGGAGAAGGCUCGGUGCAGCAGCUACAGCGACAGCAGCAGCAGCGAGAGGAGCAGCAGCAGCAGCGGCAGCGGCAGCAGCGGCGAGAGCGGCAGGAGCAGCAGCAGCCACAUCAACAGCAGCAGCAUCUCUCGUCCCGCUGCGCCCCCAAAGCCGCGGCCGCCGCAACAGCCGCAGCCCCGCAGCCCCGCAGCCCGGAGAGCCGCCGCCCGCUCGCGAGCCGCAGCCGCCGGAGGCAUGAGGCGCGACCCGGCCCCCGGCUUCUCUAUGCUGCUCUUCGGUGUGUCGCUCGCCUGCUACUCGCCUAGCCUCAAGUCGGUGCAGGACCAGGCGUACAAGGCGCCCGUGGUGGUGGAGGGCAAGGUACAGGGGCUGGCCCCGGCCGGAGGCGGCUCCAGCUCCAACAGCACCCGCGAGCCGCCCGCCUCGGGUCGGGUGGCGCUGGUGAAGGUGCUGGACAAGUGGCCGCUCCGGAGCGGGGGACUGCAGCGCGAGCAGGUGAUCAGCGUGGGCUCCUGUGCGCCGCUCGAAAGGAACCAGCGCUACAUCUUUUUCCUGGAGCCCACGGAGCAGCCCUUGGUCUUUAAGACAGCCUUUGCCCCUCUCAACACCAACGGCAAAAACCUCAAGAAAGAGGUGGGCAAGAUCCUGUGCACUGACUGCGCCACUCGGCCCAAGCUGAAGAAGAUGAAGAGCCAGACGGGACAGGUGGGUGAGAAGCAAUCGCUGAAGUGCGAGGCAGCAGCUGGUAACCCUCUGCCCUCCUACCGCUGGUUCAAGGAUGGCAAGGAGCUCAACCGCAGCCGGGACAUCCGCAUCAAGUAUGGCAAUGGCAGAAAGAACUCACGACUCCAGUUCAACAAGGUGAAGUUGGAAGACGCUGGGGAGUACGUCUGUGAGGCUGAGAACAUCCUCGGGAAGGACACUGUCAGGGGCCGGCUCUUCGUCAACAGCGUGAGCACCACUCUAUCAUCCUGGUCGGGGCACGCUCGGAAGUGCAACGAGACAGCCAAGUCCUACUGUGUCAACGGAGGUGUCUGCUACUACAUCGAGGGCAUCAAUCAGCUCUCCUGCAAGUGUCCUGUGGGAUACACCGGGGACAGGUGUCAGCAGUUCGCAAUGGUCAACUUCUCCAAGCACCUUGGAUUUGAACUAAAGGAAGCUGAGGAGCUGUACCAGAAGAGGGUCCUGACCAUCACUGGCAUUUGCGUGGCUCUGCUGGUGGUGGGCAUCGUCUGCGUAGUCGCCUACUGCAAGACCAAGAAACAACGGAAGCAGAUGCAUAACCACCUCCGACAGAACAUGUGCCCUGCCCACCAGAACCGGAGCUUGGCCAACGGGCCUAGCCACCCCCGACUGGACCCUGAGGAGAUCCAGAUGGCAGACUAUAUCUCCAAGAAUGUACCCGCCACAGACCAUGUCAUCCGGAGGGAAACGGAGACUACUUUCUCCGGGAGCCACUCCUGUUCUCCUUCUCACCACUGCUCCACAGCCACGCCCACCUCCAGCCACAGGCAUGAGAGCCACACAUGGAGCCUGGACCGUUCUGAGAGCCUGACCUCUGACUCCCAGUCGGGCAUCGUGCUGUCAUCAGUGGGCACCAGCAAGUGCAACAGCCCCGCGUGUGUGGAGGCCCGGGCACGGCGGGCGGCGGCCUACAGCCUGGAGGAGCGGCGCAGGGCUGCCGUGCCGCCUUACCACGACUCCGUAGACUCCCUGCACGACUCCCCACACAGUGAGAGGUAUGUGUCUGCCCUGACCACGCCCGCGCGCCUCUCUCCCGUGGACUUCCAUUACUCGCUGGCCACGCAGGUGCCGACUUUUGAGAUCACGUCCCCCAACUCGGCGCACGCCGUGUCGCUGCCUCCCGCCGCGCCCAUCAAUUAUCGCCUGGCGGAGCAACAGCCGCUCCUGCGGCAACCGGCGCCCCCCGGCCCGGGACCAGGGCCUGGGCCCAGCGCGGACAUGCAGCGCAGCUACGACAGCUACUACUACCCCGCAGCGGGGCCGGGGCCGCGGCGAGGGGCCUGCGCGCUGGGCGGCAGCCUGGGAAGCCUGCCCGCCAGCCCCUUCCGCAUCCCGGAGGACGACGAGUACGAGACCACGCAGGAGUGCGCGCCCCCGCCGCCGCCGCGGCCGCGGGCCCGCGGCGCGUCCCGAAGGACGUCGGCGGGGCCUCGGCGCUGGCGCCGCUCGCGCCUCAACGGGCUGGCGGCGCAACGCGCACGCGCGGCGCGGGACUCGCUGUCGCUGAGCAGCGGCUCGGGAGGCGCCUCGGCCUCGGCCUCGGACGACGACGGGGACGACGCGGACGGGGCGCUGGCUGCCGAGAGCACGCCUUUCCUCAGCCUGCGCGCGGCGCACGACGCGCUGCGCUCGGACUCGCCGCCGCUGUGCCAGGCGGCAGACAGCAGGACUUACUACUCCCUGGACAGCCACAGCACGCGGGCCAGCAGCAGACACAGCCGCGGGCCGCUCCCACGGGGCAAGCAGGACUCGGGGCCCCUCUAGGGCCCCCUCGCCCCCUCCGCCUCGCCCGCCCCACUGUCUCUAAGGAGAACAGAGACCGCCGACUGGAGAGAGAAAGGAGGAAAAAAGAAAUAAAAAUAUUUUUAUUUUCUAUAAAAGGAAAAAGGUAUAACAAAAUGUUUUAUUUUCAUUUUAGCAAAAAUUGUCUUAUAAUACUAGCUAACGGCAAAGACGUUUUUAUAGGGAAACUAUUUAUAUGUAACAUCCUGAUUUACAGCUUCGGAAAAAAAAAAAAGAAACAAAAAAAGAGAUGGGCCAAUUUUUUGACUCUUUAAUAGAAACCUAUAUUGUGGUGCCUUUUGCUGUACGCUAAUCUGGAGCUCCUGGAGAGAAGUGUGGGUUGUGCGGUUGGGGGAAUGUAGGAUCCCAAGCUGGCGGGGGCAGGGGUGGGGGGUGGUGAAGAGGAAGCAGGGAAAAGAGGCCACGUGUUUGGGUUCGGGUGGGGGCGAAGGUAGGAGGGUCCCAAGGAAGAAAGUGAGGUCCGGAGUAGCUUUUGCCCCCUCGUAAGAUCUGGAGUUCUGGUCCCCCUUAGCUGUGGGUGGGGAUCCUAGGCUUGCAACUAGAGUUGGGGUCAGGUAAAGUCCAGGGGGAGACAGGCCCAGCGACAGCAACCAGAAUGGGGAGGGGGCCUCCCCGCUCCUCACAGCUGCUAAGGAAGGGGGCUCUGAGACAGAGGUCUUCCCAACAGCCUCGGCGGGGGAGGGGGCAGCUCUGCCAGGGCCCCAGUGUUGUCGGCUCCUCCCCUGUGGCCUCCAGGACGCCCCUCCGUCCUCUGCAGCACCUUCGUUUACAGGUCGUCUUUUCUAUUUUACGCCUGCAUGUCCUUUGCAUUUCAGAUUCUUUAGAUUGGAUGCAUGGUCACACUGGGACCGAGAAGAGCCACUCAACAGUGUAUUUGAUUCCCUUUUAGCAAUAAAGUAACACCAUUUCCUUCUCACAGCCGGACUCCCAUCCCCCACCCCACUAUGACUUCCACUUCCUCUCCAGCCCUGACCUCCCCACCCCACAAAACUGGGUCCACUGCUAAUUUGUCAAAAAGGUUAUUGUUUAAAAAAAAACACCUAAACAAAUGGGAACCCUGCCCCUGAAAUGUCCAAACACCUGACUGUUGACACUUGAACAUUUUUAUAUUAUAAAUAAAAUCAGAAAUAACU